This is a messenger RNA of Ascochyta rabiei, 864 nucleotides long. RefSeq lists its product as uncharacterized. Lineage: Eukaryota; Fungi; Ascomycota; Dothideomycetes; Pleosporales; Didymellaceae. The transcript is spliced from 2 exons. Bases 1 to 864 code for a protein of 287 amino acids. The record is from RefSeq and is a predicted model, not a curated record.
AUGGCUCCCACAACCCACUUGACAGAGGCUCGCUCCCGCCCGCACAGUCGCCGCAGCUCAACGCGCCGAAGCUUCGCGACUUCCCUCUCGCGCACGAGCUCUUACCUCGACACCCCCAGGACACCCUGCCCCAAGGAUGGCGACGCGUUUGCAUACAACCCCUCACACCUCCAGGCCUGGUAUUGUCCACAAUCUACCUGGGACCGCCUUCCUGCUUCGGUCAAGAAGGCCCUGGCUGCAGUACAGCAUGCGGGAGCUUCAGCGUUGACUGGCUUCGAGCGCCUUGAUGAGCACAGUGGGACCAUCAGCGGUGCCCGCACUGACCAGAAGUUUCCAGAAGACGAUCUCCUGGUCCAGCUCGACGAUGUCCGCCCACUGAAGCUGCGCACCAUCAGCAACGCUAGCAGUGUCUUCCUGUCCGACAUCUCAUCGCCCACCUACAGCGGAACACCAGCCUCAGACUCUGGCUCCACCUCUCCUGUUCCUUCCACCUUCUCGCUCCCACAGUCUGCGUCGACUCCCGCUCCCAUCUCUCUUGGACCCCCAGAGCUUGAGACUAGGCGCAACUCAACGCGCGAGCGCUCCUUCUCUACUCCCCUCCAGCCCCAGGACGCAAAGUACGCCGCUGAGCUGUCGUAUCUGCGCACCGAGGCCCUCCCCCGUCUUCGUCACUCUGGCCACAAGGUCGAUACGGAGUGGUAUGAGGCUAAGCGCAUGAGCGCCAUUGCCGACGAGGACGCAAAGGCUUUCGAGGACUGGUGGUCGGAGCAGAAACACACCAUCCUCAAGCUCAGCGAGAAGGGCAAGCACUUGGCUGCUGCGAACGGUGUGACCUCGAACGGCAUGGGCUGGACGGCUCCGUAG